Messenger RNA from Brugia malayi, 249 nucleotides. RefSeq lists its product as uncharacterized. The record is from RefSeq and is a predicted model, not a curated record. Lineage: Eukaryota; Metazoa; Nematoda; Chromadorea; Rhabditida; Onchocercidae. The transcript is spliced from 3 exons. The coding region runs from base 1 to 249 and encodes 82 amino acids.
AUGUUGGCAGCAUCGUCAAUCAGCAACAAGUUUUUGUGUCCAAUAAUCUAUCAGUUGGAUAAAAAUCUAAAAACUUCUGUCAUUUUAUUCUUAUCUUUAUUUGAGGUUAUGUUGAUAAAUGAAAUAACAAGGAAAGAAAAAAGAGCAAUGAGAAAUGUUAUACAGUAUAAUUUACAGAAAGAGUUGCUGUCUUUAAUGAACGAAGCUAGUCCCUUUCUGAGGCCAAAUUAUACUUAUGCAGUUCAAUGA